AUGGAAACAGCAGUCGUACUUGCUGCCUCCCUAACUUGGUGUAGAGGCAGGGAAUUUGCUUCUUCCAUAACAACCUCUUCCGCCUACUCUCUGCCUUUGCUGAACUCCUCUAACACUUCUCUCAUUCACUUAGUUACUACAGAUUUUGGCAAGCGAGUGUACCAAGGAGUGCGAGUGAAACACACAGUCAAAGAUCUUCUUGCUGAAAAGCGAUCCAGGCAGAGCAGUGGCUCCUGCUUCAGUGGCAGCACCAGCACACCACAGUCAUCUUUCGUCCAAAUGCCAGGUUCCCCUACCACGGCUGGUUACUACGGAGUCAGGAGGUCCUUCACUGCUGACUUGGAUUUCCACAACACAAAGCAGUUUGUCAGUGAUGUCUAUUCGUCCCCGCUGGGGUCCAAGCCCUUCACGUGUGAUUCCUCCACCACCCAGGGCUACCCAACGCUUCUGGACCCGUAUCUCCCCGAGCAAUACGGGGAUUUCCGUAGCGCUCCCCUCACGCCUGGUACCAGCUCCUUCUUCAGCCCUUCUUCACUGCCCCCUCUCCUGCCAUCCUUCCCCAAUGACACAGCGCAUUUCCUACUAGUGAGUGACUCUGCGGUUCUCAGCCCCCGACGCCAGGCUAGGUAUGCCAUCCCCUCCAGGACAAUCUUUAAACCUCACGGGUCUCCCUCGCCUUCUCUCCCCGCUUCCCUGCAGAGAGAGCCGUGGGAGCAGACCUCUCCUGACAGCCUGGGCCAGUCGGAUGUCGCAUGCCCAGAGCCUCCGCAGGCACUGCCUGCAGGCACCGGCUGCCUCGCCUCGCACGAGCCCGGAGGCUCUUCCCCAUACCGGAGCUCGGGCUGGACCCCGGCCAGCCCUGGAGCCCAGCCCUACCCCCUGCAUCCCCUUGAAGAUGCCCACUACUCGCCCAGCUACGCCGCCACCUCGCCCUACUCCUUCUCGCCCUUCGUCACCGCGGCAAGCGAGCUCGCCUCCAGGAUGAGCCACCUCUCACCGGAGCCGCCCGCGGAGCUGCCACCCCUUCACGAUAACUCUGCCUGGGCGAAGGAGGAUGGAAGUCCCGUCUGGGGCACGUACGAAGGCCGGAGAACUUACUGAGGAGAGAUGAGAGCUGGAGGGAAGGGCAGGCGCUGACUGUUAUUGAGGCAAAUGAGCUACUCGCACGCUUUUUCCUAGCAGUUUCCUUCAGACAGAGGAUGCUAACAACACGCAAUGCUUCAUGCUCUGGUUAGAGGUCACUGGAUAUACCACAUCUAGCUUACAGGGGUGCUCUGGUGCCUUAGGAAAGCCAUAGCUCACAGUCCCGCUGUGCUACAAGUAAAAUACACAGCCUGAAAAAUACCUGCACAUUACUGGCCUGUACUGCAAGGACAGAUCUCAGGUACUCGCUUUCAGAUGCUGAGAAAACAGGUCUCGCUGAACCUUAAACUACACCCACAGAGCGGUGUCACCAAAAGAGGGUUGGGGAGCGAGGCAGGGGCUGGGGGAAGCCCUCAUUAAUAGCAUAAUAGCUUAAUGGUGCCUCGCCUGCCCCAGGAGCAGCGACCAAAGGCUCCGUGGGCUCCAGGAGCUGCCUGCACCUCGCAGGGCUGCCAUGGCGGACCCAGCCGACCUGCAGUCCCGGUGCCAGGCCGGGCUGCCACGGCCACUAGAGGUAGCUCUGCACACACACAAACACGCUCCUGCACAGACACCAGAGCCUUCUGCACCCCUUCGCCCCCAUCUUGCCCCCUCACCACCAAAAUCCUCCCUGAGGGACCCAGGGCCUGAGAGGGAGCGGUGAUGGGGUGGCUGAAGGCGCUGCUCGCCCCUUCUCCUCAAACCCUGGGGCUGGGUGGGCACUGGGAGCCCCCCAGCCCCCUCCAGGGACCAGGGCACAGCCUGGGGUCACAGGCUGCACAUCCCACAGCCCCGAGCACCCCUGCACAGGAGACCUGGGGACACGGCCAUGCACCCACAAACAGGCAGCGGUGUUGGACCCCCAUCAGCAACACUGCGUGGGGCUGCCAAGCGGGCCUGGCUGGUCCCUUGCCACAAAGCCCCCCCCCCCUUACAGCCGCACAGCCACCCCCACCAGACAGCCCCCAGGCUGCUCAGAGCCACCCCAAACCCCCCAAGGCCACACUGUUGGCACCAGAGGAUGGGGUGGGAGUGCUGCAGCUUUCAGGUGCCACCACACCGCCGGGUACAGCCCAGCCCCGGCACCCCCUGGGUUGAGCCCCCCGCAGCCCCCGGUGUGCGGCCGCAGCCGGCCGGGAGCACCCAGCUCCAGCCCUGCCUUGGCUCCGCUCCCUGCUGCCGCUUCCUGAUUCCCCAGCCCUGUUCAGACCCGUCCAGAAAAGCAAACCCCCGCGGCUCUGCGUGCCCCAAGCCCUCACCCACCCACCCCGCGGGCUGC
Molecule: messenger RNA, 2401 nt
Organism: Cygnus olor (mute swan)
Lineage: Eukaryota; Metazoa; Chordata; Aves; Anseriformes; Anatidae
Gene: POU2AF2
Product: chromosome 22 C11orf53 homolog
Exons: 5
Coding region: 1-1101 (366 amino acids)
Molecular function (GO): DNA binding; POU domain binding
Source: RefSeq, a predicted model, not a curated record